Messenger RNA from Brachypodium distachyon (stiff brome), 2167 nucleotides. RefSeq lists its product as uncharacterized. The record is from RefSeq and is a predicted model, not a curated record. Gene Ontology annotation, biological process: mRNA catabolic process. NCBI's taxonomy places the organism in Eukaryota, Viridiplantae, Streptophyta, Magnoliopsida, Poales, Poaceae. Gene Ontology annotation, molecular function: mRNA binding; demethylase activity. The coding region runs from base 90 to 1874 and encodes 594 amino acids. The transcript is spliced from 6 exons.
UCUCCGCGUCAGAAGCGCCACCAAAACCCUCCCCAAUUCAGUGAAACGUCGCGUCAGGGAUUACCCAAAGCAGCAGCCGCCGGACAGCCAUGGCCGCCGCCGCUGACGACGCCGCUGCCGCGGACCCGAUGGCGCUGGUGCGGGGUUUGUACGACGCGGACGAGCUCGCCAUCGCCGGGGAGUUCCUCACCACCUGGCUGCCGUUCCUCUCCGCCGGCCUCUGCCCGCCUUGCGUCGCCUCGCUCCGCGGCCGCGUCGCCUCCCUACUGCCGCGAGAGGACGAACCGCCGGGGCCUUCGCCGCCGCCGCCGCCGCGGGUGGAUCGUGUGGAGCCAUCGGGGUGGGACUCGGAUCCGGCUCCCCCGCAGCAUCUGCCGUUCGAGGCCACCGGGUGGGACUCGGAUCCGGCGCCGCCUCCCCAGCAGCAGCCGGCGCCGGCGGAGAAGCCGCGGAUGUCUUGGGCGGACAUGGCGCAGGAGGACGAGCUCGCCGCGGCGGCGGAGGAGGACGCGGCUGCCAUGGCCGCCGACGACCGGGAGGAGGAGGAGGCGGGGAGGCCGAGGGCGCAUCUCACGAGGGAGCAGCGGGAGCAGCGGCGGUUCCGGAACGUGGUGCCGAGGAAGGAUUUCAUGUGCUACGAGAGGGUCAAGGGCCGGCUCGUCAACAUCCUUGCAGGCCUGGAGCUCCAUGCCGGCGUGUUCAGCGCUGCCGAGCAGCGGCGCAUCGUCGACUGCGUGUACGGCCUGCAGGAGCAGGGCAAGCGUGGGGAGCUUGGAGAUCGUACAUAUACAGAACCCGAGAAGUGGAUGCGUGGUAAAGGGCGGGUAACAAUCCAAUUUGGCUGCUGUUAUAAUUAUGCUACGGACAAGAAUGGAAAUCCACCUGGCAUCAUUCGAACUUUUGCUUCUGAUCCGAUCCCUGACCUAUUCAAGGUCAUGAUCAAGAGAUUGGUAAGGUGGUGCAUCCUGCCUCCGGAUUGUGUGCCAGACAGCUGUAUCGUCAACAUAUAUGAUCCUGGAGAUUGCAUCCCGCCACAUAUAGACAGCCAUGAUUUUGUUCGACCAUUUUGCACUGUUUCAUUCCUUAGUGAAUGCAACAUACUUUUUGGGUCUACUCUGAAAAUUGCUGGUCCAGGAGAAUUCACGGGCUCAUUCGCAAUUCCUCUGCCUGCCGGGUCUGUACUUGUCAUUAAUGGCAAUGGUGCUGAUGUUGCAAAGCAUUGCGUUCCAGCAGUUCCAGCCAAAAGGAUAUCCAUUACCUUCAGGAAAAUGGAUCCAGCAAAACGUCCAUUUGGUUUCAAGGAUGAUCCGGAGCUGCUUAACAUUACUCCUAUGGAAGCAGCUUCAGAAGAAACUAGCAGGUCCUCAGAUGAAGGCAAGGGGAAGCAGCUUGAUGUGCAAAAUAAGAACCUGGGCAGCAAAACAUCCAGAAGCAAGAGAUCUAAAGCAAGAGCAUCUGCUGGGAAGGCUGGAUUGGGGGGCAUUCUUGGAGACCAACCUUCACAGCAUCCACAGGCCCCUAUCAGCAGUCCAAAUUCCGAGAGAGAAAAAGAGUCUGUUGGGAGGUCAAGAGAGCCAAGAUAUCCGCGUGGUGAACCUGGGGUGCUACCUCAUAUGGGUGAUGUCAGAGAGCGGCUGAAUAUGUUGCCUCAGGAGAGGAAGCCUGGCAGCGGCGUGUACUUCGUCAACAAUGGCGCACAAUCUCAGGAAAGGAGGCAACGGAUGGAGCACAGACAGUUGCUGAUGAUCAACCGCACGAUCAACGACGACAUGGACUCCCUUUCAGUCGGGAGCUAUGAAUCUUCCGACCAGCCUCGUGUGAGCGUACGGACAGUGUCUAACAAACCAAGGACCAGGGUGUACCUGGACGGGUAGCCAUACCACCCCCGCUUGGGCAUAUGGCGAUUUGUGUUGUCAAAGCCCGUGAUCUUGCUGUUCGAAAGGUUGAUGAUAUACCUGGAAAGGAUACUUCUGAGCUGUACAUUUCAGGAUCCAAAUUUAUUGAUAGAUAGUUAGGUGCCUUGUUUGUAGAUACAAGAAUAUUUUUCUGGAAUGGUGUAAUUGUGACUUGAUGUGGAUGCUGGAAUUGGUGAUUGAUGAAUGAUGACUGAAUAAUUUCAAUUCGGUUGGGUGGCGGCAAGAUAAUAGGAGUAGUAGAUGUACUAAAA